CGGACAACACUGGCUUUUCAGCUUAGAAAUGGAGGUGAGCACCACCCUUAGAGUCAGACUCGACUAGACUUAAUGUCAUGGGGAAACCUUUACCUUUGCUAACUUUUGUUACCUUUAUAUUGACAAACAGUGGUUACCUCCUCUCCCCCUCACACCCCGCUAGACCUGGUGUAGGCAAUAGGUCUUGUAAUGUAGGCAUUGUUGUUGCUUAACUUCUGUUUUCCAAGUUGAAAUGCUUGCUUGUGAACUACACUGCAGUCUCAUGUUUCCCAACAAAAAGUGUCUGGAAACAACCAGAAGUAGGUUUGCACUUCUAGCUUGCACUUCAAUCUCAAUGCUCCACUGGAGAGACAGGGAGAGAGCAGGGAGAGCUGUAGAGGACUAUAGCCAAACACCUGGGGAAGAAAGAACCACAAGCCAAAGUUCUCCAGCUGAUAUUCAUCCCUAUUUGCUAUUUGAUCUCUCUAUCUCUGCCUCCCCUAGAGACAAUCCACUCCUACAAUCUGAUGACAGCAAAAAUAAACAAUCCUCUUGUGGACAGAAGUCAAUAAGUCCUUGAAUUGUUUCUCCUUCCCUUUGUUGACCUGCAGUCCCUUCCAGCAUUAUCUUCUUACUUAUCUUCAGGCCUACAAUUCAAAACUCUCAACAGGGAGAGGUUAUCUGGAUCCUUCUAAGAAGAAUAACGAACAUGUAGCCAGGCUCUUACAUUAAUUUAGCAGUACUUGUUAGGAGCUGGAGCCAGACACCCACCUUCCUUGCCUUGGAUUUUGGUUUCUCUUUGUUGUUUGAUUGAUUUCCUUCCAACAGUAGAACAGUAUGCUUGGUGCUAGUCCAUCAAGGGUGAUGCAAAUCAGUCCCGGUUCAUUCAAGCGCCCAACACUGAUGCAAGUUAGAGAAGUCAGUAUGGCUGAUUACAUUGUAGCAAACUGGGAAUCUUUGUGUGCCCUCCAAGCCAAGCCUGAUGACCUUCUCAUCUGCAGCUAUCCCAAAUCAGGAACUACUUGGAUGCAGGAAAUUGUUGACGUAAUGCGGCACGGAGGAGACCCACAAAAGUGCGCUCAGGUCCCCAUCUAUGAUCGGAUACCCUUCCUAGAACAGUUUCACUUUUUUCCCACAGGUUUGGAAAAAAUAGAGGCAAUGCCCUCUCCACGUAUCAUCAAAACUCAUCUUCCAGUCCAGCUUCUACCACUUUCCUUCUGGGAACAGAAUUGCAAGGUAAUUUAUAUGGCCAGAAAUGGCAAAGACAUUGCAAUCUCCUAUUUCCACUUCCACCUCAUGAACCAUGGUAUGCCAGAGACAACAAGCUGGAACCAGUUUCUGGAAGAUUUCCUUGUAGGCAAGAUUGCCUGGGGUUCCUGGUUUGAUCAUGUUCGUAACUGGUGGGAGGCCAAGAAUCAUCACCUGAUCCUCUAUCUCUUUUAUGAAGACAUGAAAGAGAACCCAGCCCGGGAAAUCCAAAAGAUAGCCCAGUUCCUGGGUGUACAGCUCUCAGAAUCAGAUCUGAACAAGAUUGUGCAGCACACCAAGUUUGAGAAUAUGAAAAACAACCCUCUCACAAAUUAUACCACCAGGCCCCUCUUUCAAAUGGACCAUGCUGUGUCUCCCUUCAUGAGAAAAGGGAUCGUAGGAGAUUGGAAAGAGCAUUUUACAGUAUUUCAAAGUGAGCAGUUCGAUAAUGUUUGCGCCCAGUUAUUGGGAGAGAGUGGCUUGACUUUUCGCACGGAGCCUUAACUGCCCUACUAUACUUUUCGUCAUGACUUCCAGUGAAACAUGCCUGGAUUGGUACUCUGGCCUGUGCUUAAUAAAAGAAACAAAGAAAUCUCUUGUAAGAGUCACCGAGCAAUUUUUUUGUGGUCUGUGCAGGUUUGGCAUCGCUUUCAUUUUAUCUCCAGUUAGAUUGUAUAAUGUUGUAUAAAUUCCAUUUUCUAAAAUAAAGAUUUUUAUGCUG
This is a messenger RNA of Anolis carolinensis (green anole), 1948 nucleotides long. Its product is annotated as sulfotransferase 1B1. The transcript has 8 exons. Gene Ontology annotation, cellular component: cytoplasm. Bases 817 to 1731 code for a protein of 304 amino acids. NCBI's taxonomy places the organism in Eukaryota, Metazoa, Chordata, Lepidosauria, Squamata, Anolidae. Gene Ontology annotation, biological process: sulfation. Gene Ontology annotation, molecular function: sulfotransferase activity. The record is from RefSeq and is a predicted model, not a curated record.